AUGGAGGAGGAAUUUGUCGAGACAUAUUGUUCAAUUGUUAUAGAGAAUGCAAAGUAUAUUGUUGGAUGGGUUUCUGUUAUGCUGAGUAGUUGGAAAAGGUGGGUGGAGAAGGCGACAACGGAUAGUGGAGGUGUUUCAAUGAGCCUUACAGAUCUCUUGGAGGUCAAACUGUCAUCCAAUUCAUUAACUGGCGUUCUUUCAUUAGAGAUUGGAGAUAUGAAAGUCCUGAAGAUAUUGAAUCUAUCAAGCAAUCAACUAUUAGGAGAUAUCCCGAUAACAAUUGGUGGCCUCAUAGAUCUAACUGAUCUCUCUUUAGCAGUCAAUCAGCUAGAAGGUUCAAUUCCAGAGUCUUUUAGUGCACUCUUAAGCUUGGAUAUAUUAGAUCUUUCCUACAACAAUUUAUCUGGAAGAAUUCCCAAGUGCUUAGAAGCACUUUUGUACCUGAAGUAUCUAAAUGUCUCUUUCAAUAAUCUACGAGGGAAAAUUCCAACAGGAGGACCAUUUGUACACUUCUGGCCUACUUCAUUUAUCUCAAAUGAUGCAUUUUGUGGUGAACCCCGAUUACAAGUUCCGCCAUGCGAAGAAGAUUCUCCUCACAAAAAAAAAGGCUAA
Carya illinoinensis is the source of this 612-nucleotide messenger RNA. Its product is annotated as DNA damage-repair/toleration protein DRT100-like. Bases 1 to 612 code for a protein of 203 amino acids. The record is from RefSeq and is a predicted model, not a curated record. Lineage: Eukaryota; Viridiplantae; Streptophyta; Magnoliopsida; Fagales; Juglandaceae. Gene Ontology annotation, molecular function: protein binding. The transcript has 2 exons.